AUGAAGAAAAACAAGAAAGAGAUACCUCCUGAAUUCCUACCAAGCAAAUCCAGAGAAAUAAACUCGAGUCUUUUCGGAUUUCAACAUGAUUUUUGUCUGGUGUCGACUAUUCCUAAAAAGAACAAAGCAGUGAUUUUUCUAUCAACGGCGCAUGACACAUCUGAUAUAGAUGAUAUAACCAGCAAGACUAUCAUAAAUUUAGAUUACAAUGCUACCAAGGGAGGCGUUGAUACAGUAGACCAGAUGUGCGCCUCUUAUUCAACUUCUAGGAUAACAAGACGGUGGCCCCUUGCUCUGUUUUUCAGACACCUAGAUAUUGCUGGAAUAAAUGCAAAUAUUAUUUUUAAGUUCAAUAAUGUCGAGAACAGAGACAGAAGACGACAGUUUCUGAAAAAUCUUGCCUUAGACCUGAUGAAGGAACAUCUGAAGGAAAGAGCUGGGAUUCUAAGUCUUCCUAAAGAUGUACAAGUAUUCUUGGAAAAGUAUAAGGAGAACCAUUCAUCUGUUAGAGAGAUGUAA
Anoplophora glabripennis (Asian longhorned beetle) is the source of this 519-nucleotide messenger RNA. Its product is annotated as piggyBac transposable element-derived protein 4-like. NCBI's taxonomy places the organism in Eukaryota, Metazoa, Arthropoda, Insecta, Coleoptera, Cerambycidae. The transcript has a single exon. The record is from RefSeq and is a predicted model, not a curated record. The coding region runs from base 1 to 519 and encodes 172 amino acids.